Messenger RNA from Alternaria atra, 738 nucleotides. RefSeq lists its product as uncharacterized. The coding region runs from base 1 to 738 and encodes 245 amino acids. The transcript has a single exon. Gene Ontology annotation, molecular function: acyltransferase activity, transferring groups other than amino-acyl groups. NCBI's taxonomy places the organism in Eukaryota, Fungi, Ascomycota, Dothideomycetes, Pleosporales, Pleosporaceae. The record is from RefSeq and is a predicted model, not a curated record.
AUGGCCACCAACAACAACGACGUUGUAAUAGCUCCCUUCGAGACUGAGCAGGAUUUCAAGCAAGGGCAACAUUGUCUUUCUGAGGCGUUCGGUCGUCAGGCACAAGAUGCUGUGUGGAAGCUGAUGACACCGGGCUGGGACACAGAGGAAGGACAGACGAAGCACGCUCAGACCCUGAUGAAGCGAUGGCAAUCCACCACCACCAACAAAGACGGACAACCCAACGCCCUUUACCUCAAGGCCACGCUCCCUGAUCCAGACAAGCAGGGCGAAAGACGAGUUGUUGGCAUGGCCAUUUGGAAGCAGCUGUCGUUCGUAGAAGGUUAUGGCGAUCCGUUCUCCAGUGACAUGAGUGCAGCUCUUGCAGAUUAUGACGAAAAGAACCAGCGCUUUGCAACACAAAUGUUCAACUCGUUGUGGAAACGACGUAUCGCGUACAUGCACGAGGUGGAGAAAUCAGGCCGCAACCCUCCCGCUAUCUUCACCUUGGACAUCUGCGCUGUUGACCCAGCAUAUUCGCGUCGCGGCAUUGCUACUAAGCUGGUAGAAGCUGGCCUUGCGGAGGCAAAGAAGAGGGGCAACUUGGAGUGCACAACAGAGGGAAGCGCUAUGGGAAGAGCCGUUUACAGGAGGCUAGGAUUCAAAGAUGAGGGUACAGGAGACAUCCAGUGGGAGGUGGAUGAGGAAUUCAAGACCUGGGACAAGCCACCGAACGUCUUCUUGAGGACUGGUGCCUGA